CGUGUAUUAGUGUAUUCUAGUAGUGUAAUAUUGUUUAGUGAUUGUAAAGUGUAGUGAUUGUUUAGAGCAUUUUAUACAGAAUUGUAAAAAUGUCAGACACCGAACAAAAAGAGGCAAUAGCCGCGCGAGGUCGCGCCAAAGGCUCAAUCACACGUUUAAAAAACAGCUUUGACCGAGAAGCGCUCAUAAAUUCGCCGAUAGAGUUAGUGCAAGCAAAGAAAACUAGGCUUCUAGAAGCCUUUCGCGAAUAUGAGCGCCUCACUAGCAAGGUUGCCUCGCUUUUUUCCUCCCCACCAGCUACUCUCGCCACCGAUGACGAGGAGGUGGAAGAUAACUACAUUUUGUUGAUAGCACAGUUAGAUAGCAUCAUAAAUGUUAUUCGCCUACGGGACAAUCCUCCUCAAGUGAGCGCUACCAGCAGCAGCGAAAAUGGCGUAAGUGUCAAGUCGGAGAACCUCAAACUGCCUCGAGUCGUCAUAAAAACAUUCACAGUUGUCAAACAGCAUCUUGCUGCUCUGCAAAACCUGGGUGAGCCGGUAGAUAAGUGGGAUGCCAUAAUAAUUUGCAUCCUAUCUAAGAAGAUUGACCUGCCUACCUACAGAGCAUUUCAACUGGAGCGAGAUAACAAUGUGUCGCCCACGGUAAAAGAAUUCCUAGGUUACGUGGAAAAACGUGCCCUAGCAUUUGAAAACACUGACGUGCAGAAGGGGCCUUCGCAGAGCUUUGUCAACCAUCCUGUGGCUGCACAACCAAAGCCGUCCGCGCAUCAGCCUCAGCUGCAAUGUUUAUACUAUUCUUCUGACGCAGACGAAGAAUAAUGGAGACCAAGCAACCAAACAGCCUAUCGUGACUGCGGGCAGUGCAAGUACUCCGGUACCGAGCUUUACAACCUCGAGUGCUGCAGCUUCAAGUACUUCAAUAGCAUGCGCCGCUACGCCACAAGGUCCUACACUAGUGCAGACAUCAUUUGGCGUGAUCAUCGGUGGUCGAAUGCAGCUACCUGCAAGAAAAAAAUCCAAACAGACUGAAUGCCGUUGCCACAACUCACCUGAUGUGUUUCAUGCCUGCACCACGGUUCACUGCUUCGUGCGAGUUCGGUA
Cydia splendana is the source of this 1100-nucleotide messenger RNA. RefSeq lists its product as uncharacterized. The transcript is spliced from 4 exons. The coding region runs from base 90 to 818 and encodes 242 amino acids. NCBI's taxonomy places the organism in Eukaryota, Metazoa, Arthropoda, Insecta, Lepidoptera, Tortricidae. The record is from RefSeq and is a predicted model, not a curated record.